CAGAGACAGAAUCAGAGCCUGGGUCUGUGGGCUCACAGAACUUGAACUGCUGCAGGUGGUGAUGUCAUUUUUCCCUUGCAGAAAGGUGCCAUGGGCUUCUGGAAGUUCCCCCUGUUCCUGGUCCUCAGCAUUCUGGUCCUGAACCAGGCAGGUAUGCUCCAGGCAGCGCCAUUCAGGUGGGCCUUGGAGAAUGGCUUUGAUCCUGCUACACUCACCAAUAAGGAAAUGCGCCUCCUACUGGCUGCAAUGAUGAACGAUUAUGUGUAGAUGAAGGCCUGUGAGCUGAAGCAAGAGACAGGAGGGCUUCAGAGAGAGGGCAGCCGCAUCACUGCCCAGAAGAGAUCCUGUAACACUGCGACCUGUGUGACCCAUAAGAUGGCGGGCUGGCUGAGCAGGUCUGACAGUGUGGUUAAGAACAGCUUCACGCCCACCAACGUGGGCUCCAAAGCCUUUGGCUGGCACCGCAGCGACCUUCAGGCCUGAGCAGUGAAAUGACUCCAGGAAGAAGACAACUGCCCUAGUACCUCAGACGGCAGGGCAGA
Molecule: messenger RNA, 542 nt
Organism: Orcinus orca (killer whale)
Lineage: Eukaryota; Metazoa; Chordata; Mammalia; Artiodactyla; Delphinidae
Product: calcitonin receptor-stimulating peptide 2-like
Exons: 4
Cellular component (GO): extracellular region
Molecular function (GO): hormone activity; calcitonin receptor binding
Source: RefSeq, a predicted model, not a curated record